CUACAGAACCUAAAAAUGAUCGCGUCACAAGAGGGGCGGAGUGGUAUUCAUCAUUCAAGGGGUAGUGGUGUCGCACUUGACAGGAAUGUCUCCACCCUUAACCCGGGUUAUAUAAGUCUGUCUCCUCCCAAAAAGUAUCUUACUGCAGAUGCCUUGCCGACGGAGACUGCAAACAUGGUUCGACUGAGGGUUGUUGUCAUUUUACUGACCAUAUUUACAGGUGCAGUGAGUCUCCUAUCCCCCGGCACGGGAGAUGUCCCUCCGCGUCCAGACUACCUCCCCCAACCGGACCCAUACCCCCCUCCUAAGCCGCAGAGGGUAGCUCCCCCUCCUCCCCAGGGCGGGUCCCUCCUUCCUGCUCUCGGCGCCCCGAGUAGCUCCCUCCUCCCUCUCGCCCACUCCAACCCUGCCACCCUCCCUCACGGUGCCGCGUCAGUCAAUGCCCAUCUAGCUCCAGUUAUUACCGCUCCAUUCAACGCACGCCUAUCUGCAGGUAUCGGCGCACCCCAUCCACGUCAACAACCACCGCACCAGCCUCCUCCAGGGGCACUGGUUCCGUAUCUGCUCCCAGGCGGCGCACCCCUCUACACACCAAACCCUGCUGCAGGCUUUCCCCUAAAGGCAAACAUUCAUUACCUACACCCCGGGGCUGCCCCUCCCAACCCAGUCCUAUCUUUAGGUCAACCGUUACAAAUACUACCGCCCGGUUCUGCUUCUUUUCUACCCCCCGGGGCAGCACCGUUAUUACCCCCUCCAAGCCAAUAUCAGCCCUACCCUGGACCUCCGUAUAUCAUCCCUCCACAAUAUUGGCGCGGGUACCCCCAAUCAGCUGGAUCGCCCUUACAGGGACAAAAUACCCCGACAACCCCAAACCAAAUACCACCCCUGAAGGGGAACAUGGUACUCCCAAUCAACUGGCAGCUGCUCAACUCCCCAGCCAAUCAGGUCCAAGCACGGCCUACAGCCGCGUACUACCCCACAGGUCCCAACCUUCCCUCUCGUCCUCCUGUCCUCCUGGGUAGACGGAGCAGCUUCAGUGGUCCGCCCUUCUUCUCCCGAAUCCCCAGCAGACCCUCGAGGUUCAUGGUCCUUCUGGACUUCCUGUGGGGACUCAGAGCAGCGAAGGAGAUGGAUUGUAAGACCGUCGCAGAGCGACUCAACCUGCCCCGGUACUACCCAAUAAGCUGUGAUAACAAGUGCCUGCCUUCCACCUUCUGUAGAAACGUCGGCCCGAUUGGGUUCUGCUGCCCUCUCUAGAUACAGAUCAGUUGAUCCGGAUAAAUGGGAUAGCGGAGAGGUUCAAGGUUUUCUCUGCUGAGCUGUAGACGUCUGAUUGGAAAUUGAACUGAACUUCACGUCUUCACGUUGUGUUCACUGCCUUACUGAUCACGUUCACCGACAUCGAACACGGAUCGAUUCCACUCAAUACUCAUCGAACGCCCGACUUGUUCUGUGGACAAGUCCACCUGAAGCGUUGACUGAAGCGUUUACAAACAUACGCUACUGUAAACAGACACUCUACUGUAAACAGACACCCUUCUGUAAACAGACACGCAUGAACGUACUGAGAAAGGUGUGUUUGUCAUGUAUGUCCACAGCGUAUGCACAUUACACAGGACACAAACACAAAGAAUACGAAUAAAAAAACUGAUAUACAUCCAA
Molecule: messenger RNA, 1662 nt
Organism: Haliotis rufescens (red abalone)
Lineage: Eukaryota; Metazoa; Mollusca; Gastropoda; Lepetellida; Haliotidae
Product: vegetative cell wall protein gp1-like
Exons: 3
Coding region: 16-1257 (413 amino acids)
Source: RefSeq, a predicted model, not a curated record